UAUUUUUGCCAAUUUCCUAAAAAAACUAAAAUGAAUGGUUUUAGAUAAUUAAAUCAUCGGCUCCCUUACCCCAACAAAAAAUAUUUGAAUGACGUGGCAAAUUGGUUCCAUGCAAUAGCACACUUAACUCCCACGUGUCACCAAUGAAAUCUCCCCGCUCUAUAAAUAAUCAAAUUAAUAUCGAAACCUGAUCACCUAACCGACAUCCCCUUCUUUCCCAGCCUUUCUUCAUGGCACAACCUCUACCCUCACUUUCUUCUUCGCCGCCGCCGUGGGAGGUGAUUCUUCUCGUCGCCGAACGGCUCGACCCCAAAACCCUGGCCACCGCCUCCUGCGUUUGCAAGUCUUGGUCCCUUUCCAUGGCCUCCGACCAUCUUUGGGAGCCUAUUUUCACCGCUAAUUUCCCUUCUCUCUUUAACCUUGCUAGCGCCCCGACCUCGUCACCACCUGUUUCCUUCCGCCGCCUCUUUGGCCUCGGCUACAUUGCUGCCGCUCGUCGCCGUCCCGCUCAGUUGAAACCUACUCUUUCCCUCUCCGACCUCGUCUUUGUUAUUAGUAUUUCCUUCACCGACAAAGAUCAGUGUGUUAUUGCUUGUGACGGAGUAAAUAAAGAAGAAAAAGCUCCGCGGCCACAAUCCAGCCUCACCGUCGUGAAGCAUGGUGAGGAGCUACCCGUGGAACGAAAUGGACUAUUCAAAUUCGACAUAAAUCUCAACGAGAAUGGGGCUGCUCCGGUGGUCAUUGGAGCGAGAGAGGAGGUGGAGGUGGUAUGGAACAUAGUGUUAGAAGGGUGGAGGGGGGUAUUUACAAUGAUUGAAUGUGGAGGAAGAGUGGGAAUGGCUCCGAGAGCGGACGGGUGGUUCUCGGAGGAGCUCCCGGCGGCGGGGUGCUGCCCGAACGCCGUGAGCGGCGGCAUUGUGGGGGAUUUGAGACUAGGGUUGUGUGGAAAUGGAGGAGGGAGUAAUAAGGUUAGGAUUGAAAGUGUGAGUGUAGGGAUGAUGAGUGUUGUGAGUUGGAGAUAUGUGAGCUUAGAUGAUGGGUUAAUGUAUUUGCAACAUUUUUUGUUCAAUGCUAACGUCUAGUAUAAUGUCUUUACUCAUUUAUAAAAAUAUGUUUUUUAAUGAGUUUAAA
This is a messenger RNA of Cucumis melo (muskmelon), 1131 nucleotides long. RefSeq names its product probable F-box protein At5g04010. The record is from RefSeq and is a predicted model, not a curated record. Gene Ontology annotation, molecular function: protein binding. Gene Ontology annotation, biological process: gibberellic acid mediated signaling pathway; SCF-dependent proteasomal ubiquitin-dependent protein catabolic process. The transcript has 2 exons. The coding region runs from base 231 to 1082 and encodes 283 amino acids. Gene Ontology annotation, cellular component: SCF ubiquitin ligase complex. Lineage: Eukaryota; Viridiplantae; Streptophyta; Magnoliopsida; Cucurbitales; Cucurbitaceae.